CCCUCAAAUUUAAACUUUUUUUUUAAAAAAAAAAACCACGAGAUUUGUAUAACUUAAGUUUUACGUUUUAUAAAAUAAAUGACAAUUUCAGCAGAACUUGAGCUUGAGUCUAUAAUGAUGGUUUCACCACGAAGAAAAUUAGAAAAUAAUUUGAGAAAAUUAUUGGAAGAUGAAAGAUUUUUUGAUAUUACUUUAAAAUGUUCAGAUAGUCUUACAUUACGUGCGUGUAAAAAUAUUUUAGCCGUUCGUUCUGAAGUAUUUAAUGACCUUAUCUUUGAUAAUGUCGAUAAACCAAAAAAACAACUUGAAUUUAAUAAAAUUGAUUCAGUGGCGAUGAAAUAUAUAUUAGAAUAUUUAUACACUUCUGAGAAUGAACGAGAAACGUUAAGAAAAAAUAAUGUGAUAGAAAUUUAUUUUUCAUCAAUUUAUUUUAAACUUAAUGAAUUACAAAAAACUAUAAUUGAAUUUACAGAAAAAAUUUUAAGAAAUGGAGAUGAGGAAUUAGGAAAAGAUCUUUUAACAAGUUAUAUUGAAAAAUUUUCUUUAGAAGCGGAUAAUGAUAUGGCCAAUCUUUUAGUUAAUUGGGUAGCUAAGAUACAAUUAUUACCCCAUGAAGCUGAUAGAGAUUUAUUAUCAUUGACAGCAUUACAUUAUCUAUUGAAGAAAACAUAUUGUACCGAUAAGUCAUUUGGAACUUAUGAGCUUACACUUUUUGAAUAUACUCUUGUCAAGGCGAAAUAUACUGUAUUAGAGGAAAAAAUUGGUUUGAAAAAGGAUCCAUAUGACAUGAAAUAUGAUUCAAAUGUAAUCGAAAGAAUUAAGGAACGUUUAACGCCCUUACUUCCUUAUAUUGAUUUACGUAUAAUAGAUCCUGAUGAGAUUGUAAAUAAACUUGAACCUUUAUUUCCAUCGGAAAUGAUUACAGACGCUUAUCGUUUCAAAAUAGAAAAGAAGCAUGAAAAAUUACAACCUAUGCGUGGAAGGUUAAUCUUUAAGUGGAAAAACUUUGGGAAAGAUCUUUGGCAAGCUGAGAAUAGGUUAUACAUAAGUAACAAUGGAUUUACCGUAGGAGCUGAUUCUAAACUUAAAAACUACAAAUCUAUCAUGGGAGAUUUAACUAUUAAAGGGAAAGGAAUUCAUAGAUGGGAUAUUUUAGUUGUAAACUUGAAUGAUACCAUUUAUAUUGGAAUAUGUGGUUUUGAAGAGGAAUUUAAUAAACCUGGUGAUAAAGGGUUUCAUGGAUGGGCCCUCGGUUCUGAUGGGUAUAUUUAUAAUAAGAGAGAUUGGAAAUGGAAUAGUUCUGUAUAUAAGAUAGGUGAUGUUAUUAACAUUAUUGUUGACAUGGACUCUAAUCAUUGUUAUUUUGGUGUUAAUAAUAAUAUUCGGUAUGAAAAUUUUGGUCAUUCAUUCCCUGAUGAAAUUUACCCCUUUGUUUCUCUAAAAAGAGGUAGUAAAUUACGUUUAAUAUCAUAUUAAUCAUAUUAAUAAUGAACAAAUAUUAUAUAUAAUUAUAUAAAUUUAUAUAUAUAUAUAU
Molecule: messenger RNA, 1534 nt
Organism: Rhizophagus irregularis DAOM 181602=DAOM 197198
Lineage: Eukaryota; Fungi; Glomeromycota; Glomeromycetes; Glomerales; Glomeraceae
Cellular component (GO): cytoplasm
Molecular function (GO): protein binding
Source: RefSeq, a predicted model, not a curated record